AAUAGUGAUGCUGUAGACCAAAUAGGCAAUCAAUAUAUAUAUGAUUAUGUAAUUGCUGUAGGAAAACAUUUUGAUAAAAAUGCUGCAGUAGUAAUAGAACACCAGCCCAAGCAACCUGACUGUAAAUUGCAUCCAUUUAACCCCGGUGAUUGGGUGUAUGUUAAGAAUCUUUUAGGAAAACCCCUACAAGAAAAGUGGGAGGGACCUUUCCAAGUGCUGCUGACCACCUUCACCGCGGUUAGGAUCAAGGAGCGACCUACAUGGAUUCACUACUCUCGAGUCAAGAAAGCUCCAGAAGAUAAGCAAGAAAACUCCACAUCAUGAAGCCGACGUCCUUCCAAAUUACUUCGACCUGGACCGUUGGACUUUUGAUAAGUAUAGUUUUAUCCCAAAGCUCUACUUAUGAAGGACCGUGGUCUAAUGCUUACAUAGAAGUACAUGUCGGUGAUUCCGGUGAUUUCCCAGAAAUGGAGGUUUAUAUUUUACAUAACAAGCAACCUUACACGCCAGACCAAGGCUAUCUCAUAGCACAAAAGGGAGACCAAUUUCAAAUAGGGUGUCGAGAAGUUGAGGGACUAAUAGGAAAAACAGAUAAACUAACACUGAUAAUUAAAUUCUGGCCAGAUGAAUCUAAACAGGAUUUAAUCACUUAUAGCCAAGUAAAAAGAGGCCAGCCCAUUGUUUGGAUUCAACGGACGGGACCAAUCUCAUGUCAGUGGGAUAGUUUUGAAGGGGACAGAGCACAAUGUGAAAUUCUAUUCGAGUUAAAUCACUCAGUGACAUUCACCUGUAAUAGGGAGGGAAACCCUCCAGGUAAUUACACCGUUAUAAAAAGAAUUUCACUAGCCAAAGACCCAAUUGUAGACCCAUCUCGUGAAAUCACUCCACAAGUAGAAUGUAGAAGAAUACAUAAUUUCACUUUGAUAGGACCUCAAGUAAUAAGACAGUCAAACGAGUUGAAGUUACUACUAGAUCCUACAUAUUCUCUAAAGAAGGUACAGAUGAACAUUCAGACAGACAUUACACACUUACAAGAAGAUUGCCGACCAUUCAUACAGCACAGCCUCAAAGGCUGGAAUGCCUGGGUAACAACUAGAUCACACCGCAAACGAACACAAAGAGAUAUAAGCGGAUGGGUUGGUACAGGGUUCGGCAUAUUGAACACUAUAGACCAAGAAGUAUUGGUGAACAAAUUAAGUACCGUCACUUCUAAUUUGGGAAAGCUUUAAGCUCAUCUAUGCUAACUUUAGCAGAAACACAAUCCUU
Molecule: messenger RNA, 1266 nt
Organism: Pseudopipra pipra
Lineage: Eukaryota; Metazoa; Chordata; Aves; Passeriformes; Pipridae
Exons: 2
Coding region: 321-1229 (302 amino acids)
Source: RefSeq, a predicted model, not a curated record